UGGGGCGGGGCGGGCUCCUCCGCUGAUCGCACGAUGUGACGCGCCGCCGGAGGCAGGCCGGGCCCUCAAGAUGGCGGCGGGCGCCCCGAGCGGCUCGGCCCGGCAGUAGCGGCGGGACGGCACUCGCCGCUGGGGCCGGCCGCCCCGGGAGUGGCUGCAGCAGCGCCAGGAGUCGAGGAUGGUAAAAUGACCCAGGGGAAGAAGAAGAAACGGGCCGCGAACCGCAGUAUCAUGCUGGCCAAGAAGAUCAUCAUUAAGGACGGAGGCACGCCUCAAGGAAUAGGUUCUCCUAGUGUUUAUCAUGCGGUUAUCGUCAUCUUUUUGGAGUUUUUUGCUUGGGGAUUAUUGACAGCACCCACCUUGGUGGUAUUACAUGAAACCUUUCCUAAACAUACAUUUCUGAUGAAUGGCUUAAUUCAAGGAGUAAAGGGUUUGUUGUCAUUCCUCAGUGCCCCACUUAUUGGUGCUCUUUCUGAUGUUUGGGGCCGGAAAUCCUUCUUGCUGCUAACAGUAUUUUUCACGUGUGCCCCAAUUCCUUUAAUGAAGAUCAGCCCAUGGUGGUACUUCGCUGUUAUCUCUGUUUCUGGGGUUUUUGCAGUAACUUUCUCCGUGGUAUUUGCAUAUGUAGCAGAUAUAACCCAAGAACAUGAAAGAAGUAUGGCAUAUGGACUGGUGUCAGCAACAUUUGCCGCAAGUCUGGUAACCAGCCCUGCAAUCGGAGCUUACCUUGGACGAGUAUACGGGGACAGCUUGGUGGUGGUCCUGGCCACAGCAAUAGCGUUGCUAGAUAUUUGUUUUAUCCUUGUUGCUGUGCCAGAGUCGUUGCCUGAGAAGAUGCGGCCAGCAUCGUGGGGAGCACCCAUUUCCUGGGAACAGGCUGACCCCUUUGCGUCCUUAAAAAAAGUGGGCCAAGAUUCCAUAGUGCUGCUAAUCUGCAUUACGGUGUUUCUCUCCUACCUACCGGAGGCAGGCCAAUAUUCCAGCUUCUUUUUAUACCUCAGACAGAUAAUGAAGUUUUCACCAGAAAGUGUUGCAGCAUUUAUAGCAGUCCUUGGCAUUCUUUCCAUUAUUGCACAGACCAUAGUCUUGAGUUUACUUAUGCGGUCAAUCGGAAAUAAGAACACCAUUUUAUUGGGUCUUGGAUUUCAAAUAUUACAGCUGGCAUGGUAUGGCUUUGGUUCAGAACCUUGGAUGAUGUGGGCUGCUGGGGCAGUAGCAGCCAUGUCUAGCAUUACCUUUCCAGCUGUCAGUGCCCUUGUGUCACGAACCGCUGAUGCUGAUCAACAAGGUGUUGUUCAAGGAAUGAUAACAGGAAUUCGAGGACUGUGCAAUGGUCUGGGACCAGCUCUUUAUGGAUUCAUUUUCUACAUAUUCCAUGUGGAACUUAAAGAACUGCCAAUGACAGGAACAGACUUGGGAACCAACACAAGCCCACAGCACCACUUUGAACAGAAUUCGAUCAUCCCUGGCCCCCCCUUCCUCUUUGGAGCCUGUUCCGUACUGCUGGCUCUGCUCGUUGCCUUGUUUAUUCCAGAACAUACCAAUUUAAGCUUGCGGUCCAGCAGCUGGAGAAAGCACUGUGGUGGUCACAGCCAUCCCCAUAGUACACAAGCGCCAGGAGAGGCCAAAGAACCUUUACUCCAGGACACGAACGUGUGAUGACUGAAAUCAGGAAGACUUUUCUACCACACCCAGGUCUUAGUUUUCACCUGUAGUUCUGGAUGUACAUUCCAUUUCCAUCUCAAUGUACUUUAAGAUUGUCUUAAGAAAUGUAUCUGCAUGAACUCGUGGGAACUAAAGAAAGAACCAGAACCGGACAGUUUUCCAAAGAUGUUACAAUUUCUUUUGAAAAGAAACCUUUUGUUUAUUAGCACCAAUUUCUUGCCACUAAGCUUUUUUGUUUUAUUAUACAUCCUUUAAUUAAAAACUAUAUACGUACCUUCUUAGAUACUAGCAACGUCUCUGCUACCAUUUCCUUCAGGUGUUGAGCUUUAACUCUAUGCUGACUCACAGUGAGACAGAGUAGGUAGUACGGUUAUGGACCUGUUAGUUUUAACAUUGUAAAAUCUUGGGUCAAAUAAUUCAAAGCCUUAAUGCAGAUGCACUAAAGUAAAGAAAUGGUAAAUGAACUGUUUGCAUUUAAAAAAAAAAAAACUUAAGAAAAUUGUACUAAAUCUGAAUCAUGUUUUAAGCUUGUUUGUAGUAAUUUUAUUUUAAAAACAUUCACCACUGUUUUUGAAAUGAGAAAGUAUCAGCCAUUUAGAAUUUAAAUUGGGGUAGAGUCUGUAAAUCUAAACACUGGCUCGAAUUUGUUUCCCCAGCUACUUCUACCACUAUUCUUUUAAUGUUUGCAUAAUCAUAAGAACCUCAACACUUGAAUACAUAAUCUAAAAUUAUAUAGUAAAGCUGGUAGCCUUGAAAAUGUCAAUGUGAUAUCUGUAUGUAGAUAAAUAUAUAUAGUGGCCUUUCAGGACUGUCACAGUAACACUUUAUUUACAGAGCUAAUGUUUGUCCUAAAUUUUCAGGACCCUAGAAGAGAGCUUUAUACAAUUCCUGAUGUGAAUUUCUCUAAAGUGUAUAUUUUUGUGUCCAGUUAUAUUAUUUAAAAAAGUGUUACUUUGUAAAAAUUGUACAUAAAGUAUUGUAUAGUUUACACUGUUUUCAUCUUGUGUGUGGUUAUUGCGCAAUGCUUUUUAAACUUGGAACAUUCACUAUGGUUAAAUAAGGUCUUAAACGAAAUGUAAAUAUUCUGUUAAUAAAAUUAAAUAUUUUAAUGA
Leopardus geoffroyi (Geoffroy's cat) is the source of this 2777-nucleotide messenger RNA. RefSeq names its product major facilitator superfamily domain containing 14A (gene SLC71A1). The record is from RefSeq and is a predicted model, not a curated record. Gene Ontology annotation, cellular component: membrane. The transcript is spliced from 12 exons. Bases 187 to 1659 code for a protein of 490 amino acids. Gene Ontology annotation, molecular function: transmembrane transporter activity. Lineage: Eukaryota; Metazoa; Chordata; Mammalia; Carnivora; Felidae. Gene Ontology annotation, biological process: transmembrane transport.